Molecule: messenger RNA, 831 nt
Organism: Notothenia coriiceps (black rockcod)
Lineage: Eukaryota; Metazoa; Chordata; Actinopteri; Perciformes; Nototheniidae
Exons: 2
Coding region: 214-831 (205 amino acids)
Source: RefSeq, a predicted model, not a curated record
CUUAUUUGGUAGCUCUGUGCUUUGUUUACUCAGCUAGGUGAAGGCAGUGCUCUCGCUCCCCGCUCCCUCUGCUAGUAACGCGGGUGUAGGACAUUACACCCCUCUCGUGUUCGGCGAGUAGGAGCAGGGCUCUACUCCUUCCGUUCAGCAGCUAACUGAUGAAGGCUGUGUUCUCGCAACCCGCUCCCGGUUACGCUGCAUCCGGCUACCUACAUGAUGGCUCAUCCAUGUAGCGCCUGUAUGGCUUCUCUCGAGCCCGAGGACGGCCACGACCGCUGCCCCUCCUGCCUUGGUCUCGAGCAUUUGAUGGAGGGUCUCGCGCAGGACGCCUGCAUGAACUGUAGCUGCAUGACUUGGGCGCUCAGAGCGGCCAGAGUCGCAGAGGUGGAGCAUCUGGCAGCAGCCAACGGACACCUCUUCUUGUCGCAUCUUCCCCCAGCUCAGUUCGGCCGUUCCCGGCGACCCGAGGGAGCGAUGGCUACGGGUUCGCCCCCCAAAAGGAGGACUAGAAACAGGCUGUCCUCUAAGGUGGAUCGUUUAGCCGCAGACAUCGACAUGAUGAAGUCGCUCCUCUUAGCCCUUCCGCCAGUGGCCGGUAUAGGGGCUGCUGGCUUGCCGCCUGCCCCUCCUUUGGUUGCCGCACCUCUGCAUGAGGAUGCCAUGUCACUAGCAGCCUCGGCUAACCUCUUCAAUGAAGAGGUGGACGACAAGGCCCCGCUCACUCCCGGGGAGGCUUCCCACUCCUCUGCUCAGGGCUCUCUGCAGGGUGUGGAGGACGCCUCCNACGGACACGCUGAACCGCAGGUUCACUUCCGACAAGUCGGGCUGUAG